GGGACGGCGGCGGCGAUGGCGGCGGCCCUGCGCCAUCUCCCCGCGCCGCGGGCGGCUGGAGGGAGGGGAAAGGCGCCGCUUCUGUCGUGGCUGGGCGGGCCCGGGCGGAGAACGGCGGCGGCGGCGACGGCCUGAGGAGGCUUCCUGUGAGGUGCAUGUGGAUGCUGGGUGUUGACAACUGUUCCUGUCCAGGCUCACCGCUUCGCCUACACCUCUGGGUGCUGUUACGCCCUGAAAUCAACUUAACCCCGCAAUGGCAGCAAAUCCCAUCGUGACGUCAAAGCAGCGAGAGGAAGUGGUACACGGGGUCCCCACGGAGGUGGUGUGCACGGCGUUCUCCAACUCCAUUCUUGUGGUGGUAACGCAGUACGGCAAGCUGGGGACGCUCGUCUAUGUGGACCCCAACACAAUAGGCGACAACAUUGGCAGGCCUUCGCUCACCACAAAAGUGCUACUGGGCAAGGAUGAGCCCCUCGUCCAUGUUUGUGCCAAAAACCUGGUGGCGUUCGUGUCUCAGGAAGCUGGGAACAAACCUGUUCUUCUCGCCAUGGCUUUAAAAGACAAGACCAUGGAAGGAAUACAAGCUCUACGGGAAGUGAUCCGAAGUUGCCAAGUGUGGUGAAGUUGUACCAUCUGGAUUCAAGGAAAUGAUCUUGAGUCCAUGACUCAUCACCACUUUUUUAAAAGGACAAAAAAUGAAAAUGAUGGAAUGUCUUUGUGCUGGUUUUGGACAUACUGAGGAAUUUGAUGAAUUUUUCUCUACUGUGUAGAAUGUUUGUGGGUUUUAUUACUGUGACAGGUUUGCAGUCCAUAUAGUCAGUGAUGAGACAAGCACAAUUGUCUCGACAUACAAGAGAAAUUUUAUUUUUAUCACUUUGGGUGGGUUGUAUAUUUGAGAAACAUGGCUCUGCAUUUGUGUCCUGAGGAGUAAUAGAUGCCAAGCUCUGUAGCUACAGUGUACCGCAAAGGGGAACACCCAGUGCAGAGUGAAUAAAAGAAACAUUGAUGAAUCUAA
Molecule: messenger RNA, 1015 nt
Organism: Anas platyrhynchos (mallard)
Lineage: Eukaryota; Metazoa; Chordata; Aves; Anseriformes; Anatidae
Gene: PSMG3
Product: proteasome assembly chaperone 3
Biological process (GO): proteasome assembly
Source: RefSeq, a predicted model, not a curated record